GCGGAAGUGGGGAGCUGGGCAGGGGCAGGGGGUGCAGGGCAGAGAAGCUUUCCUUUCUGCUGACCUCCCUCAUCUGGCCUUCUUUGUCCCAUCCCCUGCCCCCUGCCGGCCCCUGCAGGCUGGCCAAUCAACCGACCUCGCUCAGGGAAUCUAGCCCUGUUUGGUUCCAGGAGAACAAUCAGGUUGAAAGGUGAGCUGCCGGGCCUGAGCCUGGCUCAGCCAACUGCAGAGCUUGGGGCUAAGUUAUCCAGGAACUAUGAGGAAGUGAUCGAGGCCUGACCGGCAUUCCCCAGCUAGCAGCCAGCUCUCCCAGGAGAGGCCCAGCGAGCAGGGCCAGGCCCAGAGCCCAGGGCAUGGCACAGCUGGAAGGAACUACCCACCUGGAGAGUGCCUCCUACCAGCCCUAUGUCUUCAAGGUGGUUCUCCUGGGGAGCAGUUCGGUGGGCAAGUCCAGCUUGGCUUUCCGCCUCAUGAAGAAUGACUUCAGGGAAAUCCUGCCCACACUGGGCUGUGCCUUCUUCACUCAGAUAAUGGAAAUAGACGGCUCAGCCUUAAAGCUGGAGAUCUGGGACACUGCAGGACAGGAGAAGUAUCACAGUGUCUGCCACCUCUAUUUUCGGGGGGCCAAUGCUGCUGUCUUGGUUUAUGACAUUGCAAACAAGGAUUCUUUCCACAGGGCCCAGGGCUGGUGGAAGGAGCUGGAGAAUGAGUUUUCACCCGAAGAAAUCGUGGUGAUUUUGAUAGGCAACAAGACGGAUCUUGAGGAUUCUCGGGAAGUGACCCUGGAGGAGGGAAAAGCGUUUGCAGAAAGUAACAAGCUAUUGUUCAUGGAAACCUCAGCCAAAUCAAACUACCAAGUGACCGAAGCCUUCACUGCUGUAGCUCAUGAAUUAUUAAAAAGGGAAGAACAAAAUGGAGUCCAAACUCGGCAGAAGAGCCCUACCGUGGACCUGAAGAAGACAGCCACAGCACAGAAAGGCAGAUGCUGCCUGGACUAGGGCACCAACUUUGGCCUCCUGCUGGGCUCUGCUCUCCCAGCCAAUUCCCGAAUCUGCCUUUGCCUUCCCUGCUGGAUUGAGCUGCCCUGGCUCUGGCAGCGUGGACCUUCAAGGGUGCCUGUUGAAAUUCUGGACUUGCUUUCUUCUAGGUGCCCCUCCCAGGUGUCAGAAUGCUUCCUGAUGGAGCCUGUGGGGGAGAAGUGGGCCAGGGGCGUUCUGAUGGGGGUGGGGGGGACUGAGUCCAGAGUCAGAACACCUGAUGCCUCCACUCCUGGGCAGCUGCUCAGGGACUCCAUGGCUUCUCCCUCUCAGGGCAUCACUGAUUUAGAGCUGAAGGGGAACUUGGAGAUCAUCUGGCCUGAUCCCUCCAUUUUACAGAUGAGAAAAUACAGGCACAGGGUGUUUUAGGGGCCAGCUCUCGGUCACAUAGCCAGCAAGGGUCUGAGGCAGGCUUUGAGCACGCUAACCACUGCACCUCCUGGCUGCCUCCUGACCGGCCAGAGAGAGGUGUGCCAUUGGUGGCUGGCACCAGAGGAGCACAACCCCAGACGGGCAUGCCAUCCAAGCACUGCCAGAGCAGCUCAAAUAGGAAGGGCAGAAGGGAGAACAGGGAGACAUUGAAACACUGUAACUACACAUGUUUCAUAUCUAUACUCUCUUCCUGACUAUUGAAAAGAUGCUUUUCAAAUCCCUCAGUUUCCUUAUCAGUAAAUUGUGAAAACAAUAUUCGGACAUAAUUACAUUGGAAAUAGUAGCAUCUGCAGAGCCAGCAGACCUACCUCUCACACUUACUUACUAUGUGUCCUUGGGCGAGUCAUUGUUAGCGCCCUGGGUCUCAUCUGUAAAAUGAGGCAGUCAAGCUACAUGGUCCCUAAGCUCCCUUCUAGCUCCAGACAUGCCUAGGUCUCUUACUCCCUCCCUCACAGGCUUAAUGUGAGUAAGUACUACCCAAAUCUUAAAGUAAUAUGGAAAUUUGUUCAGUUGGUCAGUCAAUCAACAGGCAUUUAUUAAGUGCUUUCUGUAUGCCUGUUAAGAACUGGAAAUACAAAUACAAGUGAAAAGAAAGACCCUUCCUGUCCUCAGAGAGCUUCUAUUCGAAUGAGGACAAUACAUAAAGGAAGCUGAAAGGCCUGAGUCCAGAGGAGGCAGUCCAGUGAGAGAUGAAGAUGUUAUUAAACACAAUAGAUCAACUUAGAAGAUACUUUAGCUGACUAGUUUCCCUGCCCAUUGGUUUAUUGUGCCAUAUCUUUAUAGGCAGUGUGGCUCAGUGGAUAGAAUCCUGGACUUGGAAUCAGGAAGACUUAGGUUUGAAGCCUUCUUCGGACACUUAUCAACGCCUCUCUGAGCCUCAGUUUCCUCAUCUGUAAAAUGGGGUUGCUAAUAGAGCCUGCCUCACAGGGCAGUGGAGUGGUUUGAAUGAGAUAGUCACUCAAUCCAUAAGCAUUUAUUAAGCACCUACUGUGUUUGAGACACUGCACUGGUUCCUGGGGAGACAAGGAAAAAAAUGACCUAAGAAGCUUUCCUUCUAUCAGGAGAUUAACAAUAAAUAACAUGUAAAGUACCCAGAAAAGCUUAAGUAGAUGAAUGUGAGCUAUUGUUACUGUUGCCAUUGUUAAUUAUUGCUGGAAGGAAUAUCUAAUGCAGACACUGAGAACCAGAGGGGGGAAGCAUCUUGUCCGAGGUUGCAUGGUAAGGAAGUGGCAGGAUCAGGAUUUGAACCCAGGCCCUUGGAUUCCAAAUCCUUUGAGGUCACAUUUCUUUUCUUUUUCUUUUUCUUUUUCUUUUUUUUUUUUGGUGAGGCAAUUAAGUGACUUGCCUAGGGUCACAUAGCUAGUAAGUGUUAAGUAUCUGAGACCAGAUUUGAACUCAGGUCCUCCUGACUCCAGGGCCAGUGCUCUAUCUACUGCUCCACCUAGCUGCCCCUGAGAUCAUAUUUCUAAUAAAUGAACCCCUGAAGCAUUUGGUGCCUGGAGUAAGUAGUUGGUGGACUCUCAACCCUAGACAAAGCCUUUCUGUCCCUGGCUGGUGGUCUUAGGCCUAAUUCCUAUCCCUUGAACCACAAAUGUUGGUGUCAGACUGUGGAGAGUGGUGCCCUCUGGGGGAGGAGUUCACUGUAACUAAAAGUUCCUAAUAGAACUUUUCAAAGGUGGAAUGUGCUGCCUUGGAAGAGAGUGAGCUCCCUAUCACUGGAGAUCUCCAAAUGGAGGCUGGACACUACUUAUUAGCAGUGUUAUAGAGAAGAUUCCUGUCCAGGAUGGCCUCUGACAUCCCUUUGAACCCUGUGAUUAUUUUUUUAAAAACACCAACAGGGGCAGGUAGAUGGUGCAGUGGAUAAAGCACUGGCCCUGGAUUCAGGACCUGAGUUCAAAUCCAGCCUCAGACACUUGACACUUACUAGCUGUGUGACCCCGGGCAAGUCACUUAACCUGCAUUGCCCUGCCCCCCCCAAUUAAAACAAAAACACCAACACCUUGUCUUGGUCCUACCACUGCCAGGAAGACCAACAACAGUGUUAAAUAUCUGAGGCAGUAUGGGCCAGCUUUGGAGUUCAAGUCCUGGGUUCAAGUAGUGCCUCUAACCUGCUGGCUGUUUGGACCUAAGUAAGUGACAUCCUCAGUGUCCUCUGGGUGAUUCUCUAAGACUGUUAUCAAUCCGGUGUUGAUCUGAAUUGGUGUAGGGGCUUUCCCCAGACCCUGACCAAAGUAAAAUGCCAUCCCGA
Dromiciops gliroides (monito del monte) is the source of this 3717-nucleotide messenger RNA. RefSeq names its product RAB17, member RAS oncogene family (gene RAB17). Gene Ontology annotation, molecular function: GTPase activity; GTP binding. The record is from RefSeq and is a predicted model, not a curated record. The transcript has 6 exons. NCBI's taxonomy places the organism in Eukaryota, Metazoa, Chordata, Mammalia, Microbiotheria, Microbiotheriidae. The coding region runs from base 354 to 998 and encodes 214 amino acids.